UUCUUGUAAAGUUUCUGGGUUUACAUAAAGCGAAAGGGUUGAGUCUGAGAGGGCAGAAGGUGCUGUCGCUUUUCCACAAACAGAAGAAACAUCCACGAACACAAGAGUUGUAUUCUCUUUCAUUUUACUUUGAGCUUUUUCUUUUGAGAAGCUUCUUCAAGAGUUCCCUUGGAAGAGAAGUUUUUUUGUCCCCAUACCAAGGGAGAUUUGAACUGCGAUGUCUCUGAGAGGUGAAGUGUGUGUGGUGACGGGAGCCAGUGGAUUCCUGGGAAAGAGGCUGGUGAGGCUGCUGCUGGAGGAAGAGAAAAUGGCUGAGAUUCGACUGCUGGACAAACACGUACAGCCAGAACUUCUCUACUCUCUGGAGGAAUGUAGAGGCAACACAAAGUUGAGCGUUUUCGAGGGCGACAUCAGAGACGGAGAUUUCCUGAGAAAAAGCUGUCGAGGUGCAUCGAUCGUCUUCCACAUGGCAUCCAUCAUUGACGUUUAUGACUCAGUGGAGUACAGUGAGAUAUACGGGGUCAAUGUCAAAGGAACGCAGCUGCUUCUGGAGGCUUGUAUUCAAGAGAACGUGGUGUCCUUCAUCUACACCAGUACCAUCGAGGUGAUGGGACCAAACUCUAAAGGUGAACCCAUAAUCAACGGCAGCGAGGACACAGUUUACAACUGCACUCUGAAGUUUGCCUACAGCAAGACCAAAAAGGAGGCUGAGCAGAGAACCCUGCAGGCACACGGCGAGGUGCUCAAUAACGGAGGCCGGCUGGCCACCUGCGCCCUCAGACCUAUGUACAUCUACGGGGAGGGCUGCCGCUUCCUGCUGGGCCACAUGGGCGACGGGAUACGAAACAAGGGCGUUUUGUUUCGUAUGUCCCAACCGGAGGCCCGAGUGAAUCCUGUGUAUGUCGGCAACGUGGCUGCAGCCCACCUCCAAGCAGCCCGCAGCCUCAAGGAUCCACAAAAAAGAAACGCUAUCGGAGGAAAGUUUUACCUAAUUUCUGAUGACACGCCACUUGGAAGUUAUUCGGACUUCAACCACGUCAUGAUGUCCCCUCUGGGCUUCAACAUUCAAGAGAAGCUCAUGUACCCGCUCCGCCUCCUCUAUGUGGUCUGCUUCUUAAUGGAGAUGCUGUGCAUGAUGGUGCGACCUUUCGUUCGCAUCGUCCCGCCCCUGAACCGGCAGCUCGUCACCAUGUUGAACACGCCGUUCAGCUUCUCCUAUCAGAAGGCUAAGAGGGACCUGGGAUACGUCCCCAGAUACACCUGGGAGGAAGCACGCAUACGCACCAUUGAAUGGCUCGCGUCAGAGCUGCCAAAGGAGAGGGAAAGAAUAAAUUCUAAAUAAUUCAGAAAAAGUUUUUGAGUGUGUUUGAAUAAUCUGAAUAUCUUCCUGUAGCGACGGUAAAAACAAAAGUUAAGUGAAAGGAAGGGGAAGCACACGUUCAAAAACAUGGUGAUCAUCACAUGAUGUUUCUGCAAGGCACUAAUUGUGGAUUUUUUUAUUUUUUUUACAAUGUGGCACUUUUCUAAAUAUUCUGAUUAGUUUAGUAAAGGUUUUAGUUUUUUUUUUUUUUUUAUUGAUAUUUCCAGCAGGAGUCGCCAAAGAUUCCUUCACAUAUGGGGUUUAUUCUUUAGGCUACAUAAGCUCCACUUUUUAGAUCAACCUCAGGAGAGAUGAUGUAAGGUAGACAGUACAGUAAACAGUGUUAACUUAACCCUAUGAGGAAGAGGAGGGUUGGACUCACAACACACUAAAAGUUUAAAUACAAAAGUUUAUAUCUUGUAGCUUUGAUUUAUGUCAAUAUCCCCUGAUGUUCCUGUACUGUCCUGGCAAUAUGUUCCUACUAUUAAAGUUUAUGGUGAGAAAAACCUUA
Messenger RNA from Perca flavescens (yellow perch), 1871 nucleotides. It is a transcript of the gene hsd3b1, whose product is annotated as hydroxy-delta-5-steroid dehydrogenase, 3 beta- and steroid delta-isomerase 1. The coding region runs from base 218 to 1342 and encodes 374 amino acids. The record is from RefSeq and is a predicted model, not a curated record. Gene Ontology annotation, molecular function: oxidoreductase activity, acting on the CH-OH group of donors, NAD or NADP as acceptor. The transcript has 3 exons. Lineage: Eukaryota; Metazoa; Chordata; Actinopteri; Perciformes; Percidae. Gene Ontology annotation, biological process: steroid biosynthetic process.